GUUCCAUGAUGAUCGGUGGAAGGUGUCCUCCGGCUGCAUGCUCCGGAAUAUUCGUACCACUCUCUUUCACAGUUUGUUACCCAAGUCUAGUUGGAUAACUCCUCCACCACAAGGAUCAUAACCCUGAGCGCCCUGCACAGCUGAUUUCUCAUUUUAGAACGAAUCCUAUAAACGACUUAGUUGCUGCGGCGCAUGCACUUUAAAUCGACCAAGAAUCACAGCCCAUCCCUAUAGCUUAUCUUCAUACCACCAUGAACGAGAGCCUUGUCUCAAAGUACAAAGACAUCGUCACCUCCAGAGGACUGACGUACCAUUACCUAUCCUUGCCAGCUGUGGGCGACAAGCCCACUCUACUCUUUGUCCAUGGCUUUCCCUCUAUUUCAUACGAUUGGUAUCAUCAAAUCAACUACUUCUCUGAGAGGGGAUUCGGAGUAGUAGCGCCCGACAUGCUCGGAUACGGUGGCACGUCCAAACCUACCGAUGUGUCCCUCUUUCUGCACACCGCAGUCGCGCAAGACUUGCUUGACAUUCUCGAUGCCGAGAAAGUCCAAAAAGCCGUAGCCGUUGGACAUGAUUGGGGCGCACCCAUAAUCUCCGUCCUGUCAAUGAAACACUCUGACAGGUUCUUGGGUUUCGCAUGGGUUGUCGUCGCAUACCAAAUAUACUCCCCGGUCCCUCCGAUUGAUGUUAUUUUGGAGAUGCAAACUAAGACAUAUGGCCGGCCGCUGAUGGGGUACUGGAAGUUUUUUGGCCAAGAAAGUGCCUCUGCGAUUAUCGAGAAGAACCUGGAAUCAUUGAUAUCCGUGCUUUAUCCGGAUGACCCAGAUAAUUGGCUGACUCUGAUGAAUCAACCUGGAGAGAUACAGGCCUUCAUCGAAAACGGAAAGACGACAAAGAGAGCCAGUUAUCUCACAGACGAGCACCACUCACGCUUGUUGGAGUCACUGAAGCAAAGUGGCUUAACGAGUGCCCUGAACUGGUACCAAUGCAUGCUCAAGGGCGUCAAUUCCCGCAUCAUGGAAGAGAUGUCAGAAGAAGAUCAGUUUAUCAGGAAACCCGCGUUCUUCGCGGUCGCGAGGAAAGACCACGUAUGCGUGUAUGAUUAUGCCGUGCCACUGAUGAAGAAAUACGCUACGGGAGGUCUCAAGAUGGUAGAGUUCCAAGGAGGGCACUGGGUUCAUUUGGAAGAACCAGAGAUGUUCAACAGAGAGCUUGAGGGUUGGAUUGGCAAUACAUUACAACAAAGUUGUUGAAGAACGGAGGCUGCCUGCCAUCCACGAAAGCUUUUGAAUAUCAGCUUUGUAUCAUAAACUGUGAAUUAGAGUGAUUUCUGGUU
This is a messenger RNA of Suillus clintonianus, 1336 nucleotides long. RefSeq names its product Alpha/Beta hydrolase protein. The record is from RefSeq and is a predicted model, not a curated record. NCBI's taxonomy places the organism in Eukaryota, Fungi, Basidiomycota, Agaricomycetes, Boletales, Suillaceae. The transcript is spliced from 6 exons. Gene Ontology annotation, molecular function: hydrolase activity. The coding region runs from base 252 to 1253 and encodes 333 amino acids.